This is a messenger RNA of Pelobates cultripes (western spadefoot toad), 405 nucleotides long. The record is from the annotation of a GenBank genome assembly. NCBI's taxonomy places the organism in Eukaryota, Metazoa, Chordata, Amphibia, Anura, Pelobatidae.
AUGCUAUGCAGACCUGCCUGCAACUCAGCAACUGGGAAGCAGACUUCAAGCAAAGAUUCAACGCUAUGUGCCUACGGUAUUGGAGCGACUAGGAGAAGUGGCGAAAGCUACCUACAAUGCCUGCACCCGUGGCGCAACCCCCGGAAAGAGUUCCGGCUCGAUGCCUCACUCCCGAACAGAAGAUUCAGUGGGUCUGUCGCACCACCUGUGGUCCGCGCUCUGGGCUGCGACACCGUCGACCGAGAAAUCGACACCCCUCUCCAAAGACAGCGAAGGUGGUUCAUGGACACGAGGAAAUGGGCCCUGAUAACACCCAAUGCUGUUACUCUGAUGCGGCUUGGCGCGGAGACGCGAGAGGAGACAAGAUACUGCUGCACAAGCCUGACCGCCAUGGACAUAGGCUGA